AUGUUCGUAGCUGCAGUUGUUUUUUACGUUUUAUCGCGGGCUGUAGCUCAGGAGCAGGCCCUUAGCACUGACCGCCCCCAUUCUGCCUCGAUGCCAUUCCUUGACUUAUUUACGGGCGCUUCCAACUAUUAUCCCGAUAUAAGAAAAACAUAUUCUGAUUCCGGUUAUUACCAUGGCUCGUGCCAAAAGACAGAUACCCUAUCGUCGUUUGCCAGUCUUUUAGGAAGUGCUGCCAAAAUAAUGCUCUCGGCGACAGUCAUUGUGUUAUUAAAGCUUCUUGGUGGGAAACUUUUGCUUUUACCGCUAAGUGUUAUGGUGUUCGCGAAGUUGGGGCUGAAAGCGGUGUUGUUGUGGCCAGUAAUUUCGAAAAUGAUGAAAUAUUUUAAGAAGAAAAGGAAGAAAAGCAAGUCAAGGUUAAUCAUGGAUUGCACAGAUAGGGUGGCGUGUGUUAUACAGCGGUCUUAUAAGAGUGGUUUCGGUAGUAAUUUCGGGACGGCGGUAACAUUUUCAAUUAUAGACGACGUUGAAGAAGAUAGUCCGAUUGCGAAAAUAUUACUCAGCAUUCUCGCUGGGGACAAGGUCGCGGAAUGUAUGUCAAUGGACUGCAACUCAGGAAUCGAUAUAAGCUGA
This is a messenger RNA of Pieris macdunnoughi, 630 nucleotides long. The record is from the annotation of a GenBank genome assembly. Lineage: Eukaryota; Metazoa; Arthropoda; Insecta; Lepidoptera; Pieridae.